Naegleria lovaniensis is the source of this 624-nucleotide messenger RNA. RefSeq lists its product as uncharacterized. The coding region runs from base 1 to 624 and encodes 207 amino acids. The transcript has 4 exons. The record is from RefSeq and is a predicted model, not a curated record. NCBI's taxonomy places the organism in Eukaryota, Heterolobosea, Eutetramitea, Acrasida, Naegleriidae. Gene Ontology annotation, molecular function: ubiquitin conjugating enzyme activity. Gene Ontology annotation, biological process: protein polyubiquitination; ubiquitin-dependent protein catabolic process.
AUGCAGAAAGAGCCUGUUGAAGGUUUUACUGUAGAAUUGAUAGACGAAAGCGAUGUUUAUAAAUGGAGAUAUUAUAUCAAAGGCCCUAGCGAUACUCCCUAUGAAAACGGAAUUUAUCAAGGAACAAUUGACUUCCCAGAAGAUUAUCCAUUUUCCCCACCAACAUUAAUGUUUACAAGCGAAUUCUGGCAUCCUAAUGUCUAUACAGACGGAAAAGUUUGCAUCAGUAUUUUGCACCCUCCUGGAGAAGAUGAGAUGAGUGGAGAACGUCCUGAGGAACGUUGGAAUCCAACACAAACUCCAGAAACGAUUUUACUCAGUGUCAUUUCUAUGCUGUCUGAUCCAAAUUUUUCAUCACCUGCUAACGUUGAUGCCUCUGUCGAAUGGAGAAAGGAUAAGAAAAAGUUUUUAUCAAGGUGUAAAACAUUAGCCGAAAAAGCAAAUCAAGAUCUUCCUCCUGGAUUUACAAUGCCAGAACCAUUUAAAUACAAGCCAGAGCCAUCUACUCCUUUGCAUGUAGAUGAUGAAGAUUUUGAAUUUGAGAUUGAUGAGGACGACGAUAUUGAUUUGGAUGAGGAUGUUGGAGAUUUAGAUGACGAGCUUAUUGCGGAAGAUGAGGAAUAA